This is a messenger RNA of Suricata suricatta (meerkat), 516 nucleotides long. RefSeq names its product myosin light chain 10 (gene MYL10). The transcript is spliced from 7 exons. Gene Ontology annotation, molecular function: calcium ion binding. Lineage: Eukaryota; Metazoa; Chordata; Mammalia; Carnivora; Herpestidae. The record is from RefSeq and is a predicted model, not a curated record. Bases 1 to 516 code for a protein of 171 amino acids. Gene Ontology annotation, cellular component: mitochondrion; cytoplasm.
AUGGUGUUUGGGAACGCACCCAGGAGAGCCCGCAAGAGAGCAGAGGGCGGAGCCAGCUCCAAUGUCUUCUCCAUGUUUGAUCAGUCCCAGAUCCAGGAGUUCAAAGAGGCCUUCACCAUCAUGGACCAGAACCGGGAUGGCUUCAUCGACAAGGAGGACCUGAGGGACACCUUUGCCGCCUUGGGCCGCAUCAAUGUGAAGAACGAGGAGCUGGAGGCCAUGGUGAAGGAGGCCCCAGGGCCCAUCAACUUCACCGUCUUCCUGACCAUGUUCGGGGAGAAGCUGAAGGGUACCGACCCAGAGGAGAUCAUUCUCCACGCCUUCAAGGUGUUUGACACCGAAGGGAAAGGUUUCAUCAAGGCUGAUUUCAUCAAAGAGAAGCUCAUGACCCAGGCGGACCGGUUCACCGAGGAGGAGGUCAAGCAGAUGUUCGCGGCCUUCCCUCCGGAUGCGUGCGGUAACCUGGACUACCGGAGUCUGUGCUACGUUAUCACGCACGGCGAAGAGAAGGACUAG